Strongylus vulgaris is the source of this 723-nucleotide messenger RNA. Lineage: Eukaryota; Metazoa; Nematoda; Chromadorea; Rhabditida; Strongylidae. The record is from the annotation of a GenBank genome assembly.
AUGGCUUUUCUUAAACGCAAAAAGGUCAAGUUUAGCGUGGAUCUGCAGGUAUGCAAUCUCAGUGAUGUGCCUCUUGUAAACGCUGUUUUAUUUGCAAAAAUCCGGCUUUUGGAAGGUGGCACGUUUGAUGAUUGUACAGAACGUGUGGAGGAGCAAAAAGGCGGCAAGUCAUUUGUUAAGCUGGGCUUUGUCGACAUCAACCUUUCUGAAUUUGCUGGUAGCGGUGUUGAAGGAAUGACCAGGUCAUAUCUUCUCGAUGGAUACGGGCCUUUUGUUGGCGGCGGAGACACCAUUGAAGACAACUCUUUGAAUCCAUACCUGAAAGCUUCAGACGUGGAGGAAGAUGAGGAUGAGGAGGCAACGGGCUCGUUUGUCAAAAUGCGGCCAAAUUCAACAGCUGAUGUUCCUGAGUGCAGCUCUGUUGCCGGUUCCGCUUCUGUAGCUGACGAAUGUGCCUCCUUGUCAUCAGAAAAUAGGCGAAAUCCUCCGUCUUCAGCGUUGCGAAGGCUCAGUCAGGAUCGAUCAAGUGCUCCCCGUAUCCAGAGUACAAGUCAAGGUGUUUUCCGCUUUGCGAUUGGCAACUUUCUUUCGUUUAGGAUUGAUGCUGGCGGAGUAAUAGAUAGAAUGUUGGCCGAGACACGAUGGGCGACACAGAAUCCGUGGACACAGAACAAAGAAAACGCACACGAGCUUUACAGAACUACUGACAAUACGAUCGGAUAA